Molecule: messenger RNA, 1389 nt
Organism: Chenopodium quinoa (quinoa)
Lineage: Eukaryota; Viridiplantae; Streptophyta; Magnoliopsida; Caryophyllales; Amaranthaceae
Exons: 2
Coding region: 1-1389 (462 amino acids)
Molecular function (GO): nucleic acid binding
Source: RefSeq, a predicted model, not a curated record
AUGGCAGAGUUAUGGUUCGAGGAAGAAGAAGAAAUGCAGGAUGCAGGCAUUUGGGAGUACGACUCUGAAGAUGAAAUCAUGGAUGGCAACCAAGAAGAACAACAACAGCAACAACAGACAGACACUGAUGUUCAACACACACAAAUGCAACAGCAAGCUGAUGAAGGGACUCAUAGUGUAUGCAGAAAGCAAUUAACAUUGCAGCAAAGAAGGAAAAUUGUAGAUGCACUUUUAGUGAAAAUGAACAAUGGGACAUUACCAAGGGGUCACAUGAAGCAAUUAUCAUCUGAAUUCAAUGUUCACAAAUCAACAAUCACAAGAAUCUUCACAGACAUAAAAAGGCAGCUGGCAUUAGGGGACUUGAUUGAUGUCAGGAGUAAAAAAAUUGGCAAAACAGGGAGAAAGCCAUUGCAAAUUUCUGAUGAAACUCUCCAGUCAGUCCCACUACAUUUAAGGCAGACAGAAAGGAGCUAUGCAGGAGCAUUGAAGAUCAGUCUUAGUACAGUUCACAAUUUGAAGAAGAGGGGAAGGCUAAGAACACACACAUGCUGCAACAAACCAUUGAUGACAUCAGACCAUAAGGUUGUCAGAAUAAGAUGGAUUUUGUCACAUAUAAAUCCAGUUACAGGGAAUGAGGACCCCACAUUUGUUGACAUAAGGAAUGUCAUACACUGUGAUGAGAAAUGGUUCUACUUGAACCUUGAUAAAAGGAGGUUUUAUCUACUGCCAAGUGAGGAGGAUCCUUACAUGGCAGUUCAGUCAAGAAGAUUCAAGCUCAAGGCUAUGUUCAUGGCAAUUAUAGGGAAGCCAUUAUAUGGCACAAAUGGAGAAAUGUUACAUGAUGGGAAGUAUGGCAUCUUCCCAUUCACUGUCCAACAACUAGCACAGAAAUCAAGCAAGAAAAGAGCAAGAGGGACUAUGGAAACAAAGGCACUCCAGAAAUAUAAACAGAGAAGUAAUCAGAGAGAUGCUGCUAACAAGGGUCAUUCCAGCAAUCAUCCAGCACAGUCACCUGACUUGAAUGUCCUUGACUUAGGGCUUUUUAGGUCUAUACAAUAUUUGCAAUAUCAGUCUUUUCCUAGGGACUUAGAGGAGCUGGUUGAAAAGGUCAUACAGUCUUAUGACACAUUCAACCCCGAUGUUAACAAGUACAUCUGGGUAACAUUGCAAAAAUGCAUGAUUAAGAUACUCAAGGCAGAAGGUGGUAACAAGUACAAAAUACCACAUAUGAACAAAAAAAGGCUGGAAAACCUUGGCAAUCUUCCAGAAUUAGUAGAGGUUCAGAAAGAGGUAGUACUGGAGGCUGUGGACUACCUAAACACUAUGUUUAGGCCAGCAAAUCAAGGCAAUGAAGAAGUCAAUGAAGAUUUGGAGGUGGAUGCAGAUUAG